AUGGAGAAGGUACAGUUUCAGGAUGAGAAGGAAGGUCUCCAUGAUCUUGGCGCGAUCGAAUCUGCUGAGGCUGCCUCCAGCCAUUCCCGCCGCGACCGGCCAGCAUCACAUUUCCUGCGACGUUCUUUAAUAGUCAUAUCGCUUGGAUUCGUCCUUUUUAGUGUUCUCAGCUGGUUCCCUACACCUAUCCCUAAAUUCUUCUUGCAUUCAUGUCAUCCUUCGUCGAAAAGGCUGGAUGAUGGCUUCUCUGCUUCGCCCCUCACGAGCGGUGAUGUGGCGCCGCUGAUGGAGCACAAGCCUGAGGCAUCAGCGGUCGACAACAAAGUUCUGCUUGAAGCUCACGUCAUGAGCAAAUGCCCAGACGCCCGUGAUUGUCUGCAAAAAUUGGUAGUCCCUGCCAUGGAGCAGAUCAGUGACAAAGUAGACUUUGGAUUGUCAUUCAUUGCAAGUGUAUCCAACAAAUCUACCGAUGUAGUAUGCAAACAUGGUCCUGCUGAAUGCAUAGGCGACAUGCUCAUCCUCUGUGCUGCGAAUCUCCCUUUCCCACCGGAGGGACAAAGCAUGCUUCGCACCCCGACGAUCCGCUCCCUGGGCUUCGCCAACUGCCUGAUCAGUUCCUAUGAGAAGAUCCCGGAGCGCUCAUUCGUCGAGCAAUGCGCCCUGGAACAUGGCAUUGAUUUUGAUGCUCUGAACGAGUGUGCCAGCCAGCAGGACGAUGACCCUGGCCAUGACGGAGGGGACAAGGAUCCCCUUAGCGGUAUCGCGCUGCUCCGCAAGAGUGCCCUGUACAGCGAGGCGCUUGGUGUCAGAACUAGCUGUACCGUCCGGCUAGAUGAGCAUGUGUGGUGUGUUCGUGACGACGGCGUGUGGAAAGACUGUGCCCAAGGAGGAAGAGGUAGUCAGGUUUCGGUGCUUGUUGAGGAGAUCGAGAGGACUUGGAAAGAGCGGAAUUAA
Molecule: messenger RNA, 954 nt
Organism: Aspergillus lentulus
Lineage: Eukaryota; Fungi; Ascomycota; Eurotiomycetes; Eurotiales; Aspergillaceae
Product: GILT family protein
Molecular function (GO): oxidoreductase activity, acting on a sulfur group of donors, disulfide as acceptor
Source: RefSeq, a predicted model, not a curated record